AUGGCGCGAUUCUACAUUCUUGCCUCUAUGGCGAAUGUUUUGCAACAUCAACAUCAGUCUAUGGGGUCUGCUUAUGACAUGCUCGAAAGUCUCAAAGAGAUGUUCGGUGAGCAAAAUUGUGCUGCUAAGCAGACAACUAUGAAAGCCCUUUUGAACACCAAGAUGACUUUAGGAUCAUCCGUCAGGGACCAUGUUCUGAAGAUGAUAGGUCUUUUGAAUGAACUGGAGGUCCUUAGAGCUGUGAUUGAUAAGGAAUCUCAAGUUGAGAUGGUCCUGCAGACUCUGUCUGACAGUUUUCAACAAUUUCGCUUGAACUAUAAUAUGAACAAAAUAGAUUUGUCACUGGCGAAAUUGUUGAAUGAGCUGCAAGUCGGCAGAAUCUAUCAUCAAAUAGCAAGCUCCAGUUGUGGCAUUGAUGUUGAGAAAGCUUCGGUUUCUAAGUUGAAAGGCGGUAAGAAAAAGAAGAAGGCUCAAAAGGUUUUGGCACCUGGAGGUGCGGCUGGUGUGAAAAGGCUUAAAGGAAGUGCUAUCAUUGCAAGCAACCUGGGCAUCACAAAAAAUAAUGUCCUGCCUAUCUGGCAAAGUUGA
This is a messenger RNA of Nicotiana tabacum (common tobacco), 588 nucleotides long. RefSeq lists its product as uncharacterized. The record is from RefSeq and is a predicted model, not a curated record. NCBI's taxonomy places the organism in Eukaryota, Viridiplantae, Streptophyta, Magnoliopsida, Solanales, Solanaceae.